AUCCAUGAAAGACACAGCUCUAUCUGUAUUAUAUGUGUGUGUCUUGAAACAUAAAGAUGACAAAGGGCUGAAGUAAAAGCACAUCAACGAGGUCUCACUUUCCAUGGUCCAGAUUUUUUGUUAGGGUUUUCUUCCCCUUCUUUCUCCUGCUUUAAAAUUGGCUCUUCUUAUGUUUGCUUGUUUUAGUUCUGGGUAUGAAGAUAGUGUCUAAAGUUUGAAACUUUCAGUGGGUGGGAUCACAUAAUUUGCAGAAAGAUUUCAUUUUUUUUUCUGGGAUUGCACAGAAAUUCAGCCCAGAGUGAUUUAGGAAUUUUCUGGAUUUUUAGGGUUUUUUUGUUUUCUUUUUCUUUUUUGUUGGGCAAUUGGGGGGGAAGGGAUUAAAGUGGUCAAGAUAGGUCCAAUUCUGUUGAAUUAUUGGAAAAUCAGAAUCAUUUCUGUGGAUUUUGUCUAUGAAUGACUGGGAGGAAAGCUUUGAAGCUGCAAUUAACAUGGCCUCAGAAUUUAGAUAGAUUCUUCACGAAUUAAUGAGCUGAGAUUGAGAGGAAUCUGUAUUUGGUCAUAUUUACAAGAAGAUGUUAACUUUCUUGGAUUCCAAAGAUUCAUUAAGGGGAACAGAAAAGUGCUUAGAUUCUCAGCUAUGGCAUGCCUGUGCUGGCAGUAUGGUUCAAAUGCCGGCGGUGAACUCGAAGGUGUUCUAUUUCCCUCAGGGGCACGCCGAGCAUGCCUCCGGCGAUGUCCAAUUUGGCAAUUCUCCAAGAAUCCCACCCUAUGUUCCUUGCAGAGUCUCUGCCGUUAAGUACCUUGCAGAUCCCGAAACCGACGAGGUUUUCUCGAAAAUCAGAUUGGCUCCCGUCAAUGGAAACGAAUCUGAUUUGGACGAGGAAGACGAAGAAGAAGAUGAUGUGGCAGUUGGGGUCAAGAGGGCCGCCGAUAACCCGGACAAACCGGCUUCUUUCGCCAAGACUUUAACCCAAUCGGAUGCGAAUAACGGUGGUGGGUUUUCGGUCCCGAGGUACUGUGCGGAGACCAUUUUCCCCCGGUUGGACUACUCGGCGGACCCCCCGGUGCAAACCAUCCUAGCAAAGGACGUUCACGGGGAGACUUGGAAAUUCAGACAUAUUUACAGAGGGACACCGCGGCGCCAUCUUUUGACCACCGGGUGGAGUACGUUCGUGAACCACAAGAAGCUUGUUGCAGGGGAUUCAAUUGUGUUCCUGAGGGCGGAGAACGGGGAUCUCUGCGUCGGGAUUCGGAGGGCAAAAAGGGGAAUUUGCCCUUCUUCGGGGUGGAAUCCGGUCGGCGGGUACGGAGGGGGCUAUAGUGCAUUUCUUAGGGAAGGGGAUAACAGAGUGCCGCUAACGAGUGGCGGAGGAGGAAGGAACAACGGGAAGGUGAAGGCCGAAUCGGUAGUCGAAGCUACCGAUUCGGCCGUCCGAGGGGAGGCGUUCGAGGUGAUCUAUUACCCUCGAGCCGGAACUCCGGAGUUCUGCGUUAAAGCAAGUGUCGUCAAGGCGACAUUGCGGGCCCGUUGGUGCUCGGGCUUAAGGUUCAAGAUGCCUUUCGAGACCGAGGAUUCUUCCCGGAUCAGCUGGUUCAUGGGAACUAUAUCCUCCGUUCAAGUCGCCGACCCGUUACGUUGGCCUGAUUCUCCGUGGAGACUUCUUCAGGUGACGUGGGACGAGCCAGACUUGCUACAGAACGUGAAGCGGGUGAGCCCGUGGCUUGUAGAGUUGGUAUCGAGCAUGAACUCGGCUAUGCAUCUCUCCCCGUUCUCGCCUCCAAGGAAGAAGUUUAGAUUGCCUCAACAUCCGGAUUUCCAGUUUGAUGGCAUACCGGCGGUGGCGGCUUAUUCCACCACCACCAACCACCACAACCACCCCCGUCUCCUCGUUGCAGGCGGUGGUCCCACCAAUGGCCCGUACGGUUGUCUCCCCGACACCACCCCCACCCCUGCGGGCAUGCAGGGAGCCAGGCAAUAUUCUCACUACGGAUUUCCGUUAUCGGAUCUCCAUUUCAACAACCAACAACAACAACAGCUGCACUUCGGGGGGUUUUUCCCCGUCGGUUUCCACCCCCAUCCCCUCCUCCACAAUGCCGCGUCUCUUCAUGCAGCGGCUAAACCGGCAAUCCUCGACCCCCCGGAGGACGUUUCUUGCUUGUUGACCAUCGGGAACUCGUCUCCUCCCCAAACGAAGACCGAAAAAAAGCCCGACGAUCGCGUCGGGAAAGCACCCUUCGUUCUCUUCGGUAAAGCGAUCCUCACGGAGCAGCAAAUCUCCAUCAACGCUUCUCCGGUCGGUUCAGGCAACAUCUCCUCCUCCUCCUCAUCAUCAUCAUCUGAUGCAAUCAGACACAUUGGUGAUGAACCUUUCAGGGCGAUUAUGAAAACAGCUCGGAGAUUAGAGAUUCUAAUGGAUACGAGCAGGGACAACCUAGGAGUAUAGAAGGGGCCCGCAAAAAUCCUGCAAAUUCCCAUGUUUUUUUCUUUGUUUUUUUUUGGGUUUGGUUUUUAUUAGAUCCAACACAUAAUAUUAUGUUGCUUUUGGUAACCAUAUCAGAUUCAAAUUCAAACUCUGUUUUUUUUCUGUUAUUGCCUAUAAAUUUGCAUUUUUUUUAUCUGCCCGGCAAUGUUAUCAAUGUCAUGGGAACCGUCCCGGGAACCAUCCCGUUUUUUUUAUAUAAUGCCUUGUGCGUGUACGCAUAUGUUUGAGACCUUUAUUUUUUUUUGGUGAAAGAAAGAGAUUUCCCAGAA
This is a messenger RNA of Cuscuta campestris, 2752 nucleotides long. The record is from the annotation of a GenBank genome assembly. NCBI's taxonomy places the organism in Eukaryota, Viridiplantae, Streptophyta, Magnoliopsida, Solanales, Convolvulaceae.